Messenger RNA from Penicillium diatomitis, 1359 nucleotides. RefSeq names its product L-fuconate dehydratase. The transcript is spliced from 4 exons. Gene Ontology annotation, biological process: amino acid catabolic process; carbohydrate catabolic process. Gene Ontology annotation, molecular function: magnesium ion binding; L-fuconate dehydratase activity. The record is from RefSeq and is a predicted model, not a curated record. Bases 1 to 1359 code for a protein of 452 amino acids. Lineage: Eukaryota; Fungi; Ascomycota; Eurotiomycetes; Eurotiales; Aspergillaceae.
AUGGUCAAAAUCACCGGCUUCACCACACGGGACGUGCGGUUCCCAACCUCACUCGAUAAGACGGGCUCUGAUGCCAUGAACGCAGCCGGCGACUAUUCUGCCGCAUACUGCAUCCUCUCCACAGACUCCGAGUUCCAGGGCCACGGCAUGACAUUCACCAUUGGCCGCGGUAAUGAGAUUGUCUGCGCUGCCAUCUCUCUUGUGGCUCCUCUCAUCGAGGGCAAGGAGCUGGACGAGCUCACGGCAGACUGGGGCAAGACUUGGCGCUAUCUGGUCUCUGACAGCCAGUUGCGUUGGAUCGGACCUGAGAAAGGUGUGAUUCAUUUGGCUCUGGGCGCCGUUGUCAAUGCCCUGUGGGACCUGUGGGCUAAGACCCUGGGCAAGCCCGUGUGGCGCAUCGUCGCGGACAUGACUCCCGAGGAGUUCGUGCGCUGCAUUGACUUCCGUUAUAUCACUGAUGCAAUCACCCCCGAGGAGGCUCUGUCCAUGUUGAAGGAGAUCGAGGCCGGCAAGCAGGAUCGUAUCAAGGAGGCUGAGGCGAGCCAGGCUGUGCCUGCUUAUACUACCAGUGCUGGCUGGUUGGGAUACAGCGAGGAAAAGUUAAAGAAGCUGCUGGAGGAGAGCGUUGCCCAAGGGUACAAGCACUUCAAGUUGAAGGUUGGCGCCAAUGUGGAGGAUGAUAAGCGACGUCUCAGAAUUGCCCGUGAGGCUAUUGGCUAUGACAAGGGAAAUAUUCUGAUGGUGGACGCCAACCAGGUCUGGUCUGUCCCCGAGGCUAUUACUUGGAUGAAUGAGCUUGCCGAGUUCAAGCCCUGGUUCAUCGAAGAGCCCACCUCUCCCGAUGACAUCCUCGGCCACGCCGCCAUUCGCAAAGCCCUCUCCAACACCCCCCACGGCGCUAUCGGUGUCGCCACCGGAGAGAUGUGCCAAAAUCGUGUCGUCUUCAAGCAACUCCUACAAGCCGGUGCUCUGACCGUCCUCCAGGCUGAUGCCUGCCGUGUCGGCGGUGUGAACGAGGUUCUUGCCAUUCUGUUGCUGGCCCGCAAGUUCAACGUCCCCAUUGUGCCUCACUCUGGCGGUGUCGGUCUUCCCGAGUACACGCAACAUCUGAGCACCAUUGACUAUGUCGUGGUCUCGGGGAAGAAGAGUGUCUUGGAGUAUGUCGACCACUUGCACGAGCACUUUGUCCACCCUUCGAGUGUCAAGGACGGUUACUACGUUACCCCCAUGGAGCCUGGGUACAGUGUGGAGAUGAAGCCUGAGAGCAUGGACCAGUUCGCCUACCCCGGCGAGGAAGGUAAGAGUUGGUGGCGCUCACAGGAAGCUCGGGUGAUCUUGGAUGGUCCUCGUGUCGUGUAA